GUCUGUCCUCUUCUUCGUCUCUGUCCGUCCUCUUCUUCGUCUCUGUCCGUCCUCUUCCAUGUGAAGGCUGAGGACUCUCUGCUCCUUUUAGAUUUAGUUUUUGUCUCCACCUUGUGUCUUCAUGUUUUGGGGGUUCCUUAGUGACCCCACCCUCUGUCAACCAGCCCACACCUUCUGCCACCACGGCCGGCCACCCCAGUCGCCUCGUUGCCAUGCCGACAGAGACACUGGCUCCACCCCUGCCAGGUAGCAAGUCUGCCGGCCCCACCGCAACCUUCAGCUCCGCCGUACCUCUCCGCAUCCUCAACAAGGGCCCAGAGUACUUCAGAAGGCAGGCGGAACCAAACCCAAACCGCCUGAGCGCCGUUGAGAGACUAGAAGCUGACAAAGCCAAGUAUGUGAAGAGCCAGGAGGUCAUCAACGCAAAGCAGGAACCGGUCAAACCGCCGGUCCUGGCCAAGCCCACCGCUGACCCCUCCAUCCGGUCCAAGAAGAGCCCUGGUUCUGGCGGUGGAGGAACCACAGCGGGGACGCCUUUCAAAGCCUCCAACAACAACGCAAAGUCGGACACAUGUGCAUCCAGCUGUAGCGGCAGCAAGCGGGAGAACCUAAACCUGGAGAUCUUAAAAAACCUGCUAAACUCCUCGUCGUCCUCAGGGGCCGGGUCUGAAGGACUGUCCACUGGAGCCAAGAGUGCCGUCCUCCUGAGGUCGUCGGCCCGCCUGGCACGGAGCUGGACUCCUUUGGGGAUGCCGCUAACCUACAGAUCGACAAUGACCCUGAAUGAACAGCCUUCAGACUCUGCUCCGAGCCCAAGCACCUCACACUCCCUUAGAUCCUUCUCUCAUUCCCUGAAGGUCCCCCCAGUGGCCAGCGGGGGGCGCCGCAGUCCCCAACAAGCAGGAAACCUCAACCUUAGCAGACGAGCGCGUGAUGAGAGAGGCGGGGAAGGAGGGCUGGCCCGCCACUCUCCUUCCCCGCUGCCUCCUCUCCUCACCUCCCACUCCUCCUCCGACCUCCUGCGACUGUGCAACGGGAAACCGCUGCGGCCGGCCAAGUCCAGCAGCUCCUCGGCUCCGCCCCUUCCUCCCAAGCCCACCUCCCUCCCUCCUGCGCUGUCCUUGUCUCUGCCACGGCCGCGUCCACCGUUGUCCCCUUCCCCCUGUGACAACACCACCCCCCAGUCGCUGCCCUGUGAGACCGGGGGCCCUGCUGGUGGAUCGGCCGAGUUGAACAUUGAUCUGGAGCAGGGAUCCAACGUCACUCGCCGCUCCUCACUGCACAGAUCCAAGUCAGACCUGUCAGACCGGUAUGCGCGGGCCGGCGCCGACGUGGAGCGCUUUUUUAACUACUGCGGCCUCGACCCAGAGGAGCUGGAGGCGGUGGGUCCGGAGAACUUUGCCAGGGCCAACUCUGACAUCAUCAGCCUGAACUUUCGAUCCGCUUCUAUGAUCUCCUCUGACUGCGAUCAGUCGCGGCGAUCCUCCAACGAUGCCGUAUCAGAGGAGGAAGAGGUGGAGGAAGAGGAGGAUGCCGGUGAGCGCGUCCCCUACGGCAUCUCAGCUGUGGAGCGAAAUGCACGAGUGAUUAAAUGGCUUUAUAGCAUCAAACAAGCCCGAGAAUCUCAGAAGGUCUCCCAUGUUUAGGUCCAGCAUCAAUGCGGAGUGAAGAUACUGUGAACUGGAGCCUAUCGGACCCGCGGCUCUGAUCCUGGAUGGUCGUUUUCAGGCUGCUUUAGACGCUGAGAGAACCAGAACCAUUAAGUUCUAAGAAUGAAGGAAGGAGGCGAUCAACUGAUCCUCUCAACUAAAAGAUGUGGGGCGCCAGCAGAUAACGAAGAAUCAUUUAAAACCAGAUUAAAAGAAAAAAUACAAACAUGAAAAGAUCCAGAGAAUAAUACUUGUUCUCUGGACUCCGGACUCAGUCGGUUCCUGGUGACCCAAACCAGAACGGUCCACCGUCUAAAGGUGGCUAAGACUCACUUUGGACUUAAUGGUUUCCUUUCUGUUGGACAAAUUUUCAUGAAAUGUUCCUUUAACUCGCAGAAACCUGGAGUCAGUAAAUAUAUGAACCAGUCCAACAAACGAUCAGUAAAGCAGGUUUUUUUUGCACCCAUUCAGUUUUUCCUUUAAGCAGUGUAGCCAGCAGAGACUCCUCUGGGUCCUGGACUCAGAGCAUUGGUGUACGGAGCUGUCCUCCUGUCCUCCCACACGUCCAUCUCUGUCUGACCUUAGCGAGUUAGCAUCAGUGUUACCGGAGGUAAGUUAGCAUCAGUGAGUUUACGUCACUGAGCUAGCGUCACAAAGUUAGCAUCGUUUAGAUGUGAAGUUUUAUAAUGAAGUAUUUUUUUACCCAAACCUGUGAAUGAAGGAAAAACUUCCCUGUAGAUGGAAAUGAUUUUAUUUGGGAAGAAAACAAAUCUAGACAGGAAAUGCUCUGAAUCCCCCCCCC
Messenger RNA from Cyprinodon variegatus (sheepshead minnow), 2451 nucleotides. RefSeq names its product family with sequence similarity 110 member B (gene fam110b). Bases 213 to 1646 code for a protein of 477 amino acids. Lineage: Eukaryota; Metazoa; Chordata; Actinopteri; Cyprinodontiformes; Cyprinodontidae. The transcript is spliced from 3 exons. The record is from RefSeq and is a predicted model, not a curated record.